UGAGUGGCAGCCUCGAGUCCCGCCCCCGGACAGAUCUUGUCCUCGGUGUGUAUGAAACCCUGUCAGACAUUGCGAUAAAGCGGCCGACCCCCAGCAUGGAGCUGGCGUCCAUCAAGACGGCUUCCCAGAGCAGAGAGGCGGUAAGUUCUCUCCCAUGAUGCCCAGCGAGCCUGUGAUUUGCCACAGGGUAGGGGCGGGUUACCCGAGCACUGUCAAUAUUACCGCCCCUCCCCCCCGUAUUGGUUAUAGUAUCGGUUUAUCGGUUACCGUGUACAGUAUCGUAUGAUUGGAGCCGGUUUGUGGCACACUGUGAGCGCCGUUGGCUUUGGUUGCUAUGGAGACGGUCCAUGCGUUCCAACUGCUUGCGUUCCAACUGCUUCCGGGUCCGUGCAGUGCGCAUGCUCAGUGUGAGAACUGGGACAUGGUCUAACUAUCAUUGAUGAUUAUUAUUAAACCCCUUAAGGACACGUGUCAUGAUUCCUUUUUAUUACAGAAGUUUGGUCCUUAAGGGGUUAAUAUUAGGGGUAUAUGUAAGAAUUUCAAGAAACAGGAAAAAACUGCAGCAACAUGUAGGUAUAUGUGUAAGAAUAUGUCUGUAGUCACAUAUUUUACUGUAAUACUUAAGGUACUGGAUGUUGAAAUUUGGCACUUUAAAUAUCACCGUUUUGACCUGAACAAUAUUAGGGUUAUUCAUUAUACCUAAAAAAAAAAAAAAAACUACACCCUUUGCAUAUAACCUUAAAGCGACACUAUAGGCACAUUUGGUCCGGCAAAUGAUGCUGGACACUGCGUCAGUUAUUUCCCCAUAGGAAAAUUAAUUUUUAAAAUAAAUUAUGAAUUCAAUGCUUUCCUAUGGGGAGGGCCUAAUGUGCGAGAAGCACAGAACGCUUUUAAGCAACUAAAGUGUUUAGAGAUCUGGAGUAGGGGGUAACCACUUAAGUAAGUUGAAGUGGUUGUGGUGCCUUCUGUCUGUAUGUGUGUCAUGUUGCUAUGUAUGCUUCACAUACUGAGUUAAACUCCACUUCUAGCAGUGUCAUUGGGGUGUCAUCAGUCAGCCGAGAACUAAAGUUCUGAGAGUGGUCAGCUGUCAUAUGGCUGCGGUUUACAACUUUGGUAGCACAUCACUUGACACCUUGGAGCAUUGAAGCUGGUGGGCACCCAGUUAUGGGGACAAGCUAUUACUAAGCGACUUGCUCCAUUACUAGGGAACCGGGCCAGGAUACCAUGGCAUCAUAACCACUACACUAGGCUGUAAUGUUUAUGAUGAUUGGAGUCAUGGCUGAUCCUAGGGUACUCAAUGCUUUCCUAUGGAUGUCCAGCGUGUCCUCAAUGCGAUUUUCUCUGAAACUGCUAUGUUUACAUCUGAAGGGUUAAAACCUGGGGGACCUGGCAACUAGACAGCUUCAUUGAGCUGAAGUGGUCUGGGUGCCUAUAGUGGACCUUUAAUAACUUCAAGUUCAUUAUCUCUGCUUCUGUAUUCUGGUUAUGUAUAUACAUUUCUGUUUGUGACCAUUGCCUGUUAUAUUAUCUUAUGUAGAUCAUUACCAUUUUCAUUUAUUAAUUGCCAUAAUAUUUUUCAAAAUUAAAAAAAACAUUUUAAAGAAUAAGUUGGUGCCAUAAAUUUAAAGAUGUCAGUCCCAACUGCUGAUAGGAACAUGCAUCUUAUUGCACAUUCACGAGAAGAUCUUAGGAGUACAAUGAUGAUGAUUUAAAUCCCUGGCAGAUGAUGCUGCCACGAAUUGAAUGCAAAGUGGCAACAAGAAAGGACAGAGUUAGGUACCGGUACUACUCCUUCCCUGGCUAUGCCUUGCAAGUAAACAUGUCGAUUUUAAACGGGGUCAUCAGAUGGACUACCAGUAGCCCAAUCUUACAUACAUGAUUUAGUCUUUGCUGUGACGUUUGUUCACUAAACAUUGAAUUGUGGAGAUGAAACUGAAAGCAAUAUUUAUCCCAGAAAGCUGCUGGUAAACCUUGUUUAUUUUAGUACAGUUUUUUGCCAUUGGAUUUCCACUUAGCAUAAUCACAGUUUAGUACGUGAUGAUCAUAAUGGUAAUAAUACAUUUAGUCACAGCUCGGCUAUUUUAGUCUAAAUGAUGCUAUGUAGUUUAAACUUUACUACAAUUACUUGUUUAAUGAGUAAAUUCUAAAGCAUCUGACUAGUAUUUUGGUGGAUUCUGACCUUAGACUCUAUUAUAGAUGUUAAAGUAGGUGUAUUACUAUUGAAAUUCAAUCCAGACAGCCUUGUGAAUGUUACUUACUAAAAGUAUUACCGACACGAGACCUUAGGGCAUUAAGAUAUUAAGUCUUUGUCUUCACUGCUCAUAGUGAGACUACGUAUAGAUUGUGCUUCAGCUUUGUGUGGGGUCAGAUAAUUGCUGUUCAGGGAAGCCUGACUAUACAAACAUAGCAACAGCAUGUCUGGUAGCCUUUCAUUAGGAAAGUCUCUCUCUCUCUCUCUCUCUCUCUCUCUCUCUCUCUGUUCAUCAUUUCCGACCUUGUUUCACUCUUAACUAGGAUCUCUAGAUUGCCCCUGAAUUGCCAGUUGUAAGCCAGAAUAGCAGAACUGAUUCUCCAAGUCUCCUGUUUUUCCAGAUGAAUUCCCCCCUGUUCACUGUUUAAUAGAUGACCAUCUAUAUUGAAGACCUGUGCCUUUACCCUCUGAGUGCCACAGGUGUACAAGGCAAUUUGUUGGGCACACCGCUGGCACUCAAAAUGUUAAACUGCAGCAAAUGUGCUUUAUAAUUUUGUUUUAAAAGCAAUGCGAUCAGAAUGGUCUGUACAAAAUAUCAUGUGACAUUUCUCCAUCACUGUAAUUCAAUGUAUAAAUGCAACAUCAUUACGGUGCUAUUAAUAAUGCCAGUUUAGGGAUAUCCGGUUCGUAAGAUUGGAGGAUUAAUGUAUAUUACAUUUUGGGAUACAUAUCCUCAAGAUAUUGUGAACCUUGACUCCCAUCAAUCCCAGAUAGGUUUAUUACUUACAACACAGGCAGUAAUAAAGCCUGGUUGUAGUUUAAUCCUUUAAGUGCAGCACAUGUGAGAUAUAAGGUUCUUCUUGUUUUUUGAAUGUAUAUAAGUUAAUUUCUUCCAAUACACUGUUUUGAUAAUAAAAUAGGGGCUGCAAGUGUUUUAGAUAUGAUCGGACCCCAAACGGUCUCGAGAUUACCCCCUACAAAAAAAAAGGAGCAAAAGAGUAUCACUUUCCCUGCAGCCUUAUGCUUAAAGUUCCACUAUAGGCACCCAGACCAUUUCAGCUCAAUGAAGUGGUUUGGGUGCCAGAUCCCUCUAGUUUUAACCCUGCAGCUGAAAACAUAGUUUCAGAGAAACUGCUAUGUUUACACAGGGAGGGCAGGGGGGAUCAAUCCAGCCUCUAGUGGCUGUCUCACUAACAGCCGCUAGAGCCGCUUCCGCGAUUCUCACUGUGAAAAUCACAGUGAGAAGACGCUGGAUGUCCAUAGGAAAGCAUUGAGUAAUGCAUUCCUAUGGGCGGUUUGAAUGCGCGUGUGGCUCUUGACGCGCAUGCACAUUCCGAUCUGCCGUCGGCAGGGGGUGGAGAAUUCCCCAGUACAGUGGGAUCCCUGGUGCUGGAGAAAGGUAAGUGGCUGAAGGGUUUUUAACCUAUUCAGCCCGGCGGGUGGGGGUCCUGAGGGUGGGGGGGACCUAAAGUUUGUUUUCCUGGCACUAUAGUGCUCCUUUAAGCAUGCAUGGGAGAUGCAUAAGGCUAUCCUAACUAUAAGAUAAGGCCAGGGACUAAUGAAAGUAUUUGGAAAAUUGGGCAAACUAGAUGGGCUGAAUGGUUCUUAUUUGCCGUCACAUUCUGUUUCUGUUAUCCGAGUAAUGUGCAGCAAGUGGAGGACAUCCACAAUAUUUUUUUUUUUCCACCUGUUAACCAAAGGGUGCUAGUGGAAAAACCCUACCAAUUCCCUUAAACCAAUUGCAGUGGGGUUAGGGUAAAAAACACAGAACAUGUAGCUACUCUUUUUCCCUGCUUUGUAGUGUUUGAGAUAUGGAUUUAUCUAAUAAAUGUGGAUGUCCAUUGGUUUACUCAUACCAGAAGGGAGGGAACAAUAUGCUCUCUGCUAUUCCUUCUGCCUAUAUGCAACAUGUGAUCAGUUAAUGGAAAAAGUGGAUUCCCUCAACAGAUUGAUGAAUCCUCUAGUCAACUGUAUGUAAUUAUAGUUUGUGUUUUUAUUUUUUCCGUUUAUUUAUUUUUAUAUACACUGCACCCACUCAUACCUGGAUGUAAAAAAAUUCAGUAAUAUUUAUUUUUGUAAUAGGGCAGAAAUUAGUUCACAUUAAUUUAGGAGAUUUACAAACAUACCAGGCAAACGUUAUAAAUCUUUAUCUAUCAUUUAAUAACGCACCCAUGUAAUAUACCCCACUAUCUCUGAAUAUUUAUUUCUCUUGAUGUAUUCAUGUUGUAAAUAUCGUGAACUUCUGCAAAAUGAAAAAAUAAUAAUUGACCAGAAUUUUGUUUUCCAGCAAAUUUAUCUAUCUACAAAUAUGACGUAUAGCAAUUUACCCCUAAUUUACUGAGUCACAAAACUGCAGUAACGGGAUGCUAUUAACCCCAAAACUGCCAUGUUUAAAUGUAGUGGUUCUGGGGCAUAUAUGCCUUUAUUAUUAUUAUUUUUUUUAUUAAAAAGGGUGCCAAGUAAUUUACACCAAAAUAUGAACUCUUUAAUAUUAAAAUAUAAAAUUAUAUAAAUAUAUUUAUUUUCAGCAUUGUGUGUUCCUUUAAAUAAACUUUCUUAGUAAUGCCACAAGUGUCUAACCUUUAAAAAAAAAAAAAAUGUUUACCACCUACAUCCAUUUAAAAAUGGCAGGAGGUAUGAAAUGUACUGAAACAGCGUAAGUUUAUCAUUAAAUAACAUUCUCACUUUAAACCUAUUUGGAAGUAAUUUUCUUAAUUACUUUAAAAUUUCUACUUAGAGUGAAAUUAAGUGCUCUUAUCUACUCGUGCUGGUGAAUGGAAUCAUUUAAUUAAGUUAAUCACAUUAAUAAAUGUUGUUCAGUUAUUGAAGUACUUAGAUUUAAUUGCUUUUGGAAUUAGAUUUUAAUUUUUUUUUGCAUUUUUUUAGUGUUUACUAAUUAUUUUUAGAUGGCGUGGAGUGUUUUUUUUUUUUUUUUUAAUUACUUAAUUUCCAUUCAUUAGCUUUUAUACAGUUUAUCUUUCUUAAAAUUCAAUGUUUUUACAUUUAUUUAGUAAUACUUCUUGCACUUGCACACUCCUAGUCAAUUAAACACUGUCCCUGCCAUGUAACUAAAAAAUAAAUAUUUGCAAAUUACAUAAAUGUUAAGCAAACCUACUGAAACAACAUUGAUUUUCACAAAAAUCACACUCUCAAUUAAUCCUACUAUUUACAUAUUAAUUGGUUUUCUUCAAUUUCAACGUAUAUCAUCAAAAUGCCAGCUAACAGCACCUUAUCACGGAAAUUUAAAGCCUUAAAGUAAUAUGCUUUUUUUUUUUUCUUUUAUUAAGGUUCUGGAAUCCGUGAAACUUCUCUCGGGACUUUUUGCUGUCAGAUCGCUCUGAUUGAUUGGCUUAAUAUCCAACUGAUCAAAGUGCUGUUACUUAUAUUGAAUAGUGUAGGAACUUUUUCCUCGCAAAGUAAUAACUGACAGCUUGGGAAAGCCUCUGUAGGAGCUUUCGGCAAUGGUUUCAAUAAUUUUUUAUUUUUUUUAAACGGUAGUUUGUGAAUCUUCUGAAUCCUAUAUAUUGUACACCAAAUGCAUCCAGGCAAUUGUUAUGGAUUUGCUUUGGCUGUCUAAAUUUGCAGUUGAAAUUUGGUCAAUUUCACUAUCCGGACAAAAAGUAUGAGAAAACCAAUAGUAUCCGUGAUGGUAUGUGAAUUUCUAUAGCUGGGGUCGUCCAGGUUCUUAGUGUUACCAGAGAGGCUAAAGAAACCGCAAUGGGUAGAAUCCUAUAGCAAAUAAUUUCAUUCCAAGCAGACCUUUCACAUUGAAUGUAAUCUAUGACAUGGCUCAUAGUAUUUUCUAAUGAAUAUCUGCAGGUGGUUUUGUUAUAGUCAAUUGAUACAUUGUGACAUAAAGUUCACAUAAUACAUAGAAACGAGUGAUACAAUACAAACAAAUGUUUACCUGCUGUAUAGUUUACAUGUUGCAUAGUGAUGCUGAAGAUCAACAAACAGUGACAACUUUAAAUUGUGUAGUUAAAGGAACACUAUAGGGUCAGGAACACAAAUAUGUAUUCCUGAACCCAUAGUUCAAAACCCACCAUUUAGGUGCCUUGCCCUCCCCCCCACCCAUUAGCCCCCUUAAAAAUUAAUAAAACUCACCUUAUUUCCAGCGCCGUGUGGGUUCACUGGCCCUGCCCCUUUGGUGACAUCAUCAGAAUUGCCAAUUUUUAGCCAAUCCAAUGCUUUACCAUGGGAGGAAAGACAAGAAGGGGGGAUGUGAUAGAAGCAUUUUAAAUACAUAAAGGGAAUCAACACGGUACAGGAGGAGACUAUUUUAAAGAAGAAAAACUACCCCAACAAGAGGACAUAGUCUUACAUUAGAGGGGCAAAGGUUUAAAAAUAUCAGGAAGUAUUAUUUUACUGAGAGGGUAGUGGAUGCAUGAAAUAGCCUUCCAGCUGAAGUGGUAGAGGUUAACACAGUAAAGGAGUUUAAGCAUGUGUGGGAAAGGCAUAAGGAUAUCUUAAAUAUAAGAUAAGGCCAGGGACUAAUGAAAGUAUUUAGAAAAUUGGGCAGACUAGAUGGGCCGAAUGGUUCUUAUCUGCCGUCACAUUCUUUGUUUCUAUGUUUGUAUUGAGGUCCUGGAGGAGUCCUGUUUUAUCUACAGAUUUGCAGUGAAUAGGGGUAAUUUUUACUAUAAUUAUAUUUCCUCACUAUGUUAUUUUCCACAACCAUUGUAUGUUUCUGUUGCAUUUUAUCCACUGUAUAAUAAAACACUAAAAACCACUGAGAAAAUGUGCAGUGAAGUUUGACCGGGCUGAGGCUUCAUCCCGAUUUGGCGCAGUGGUCCAGGCUGCUGUGGCUAAGUGCCGAUCGUGGAAAACAUUUUGUUCCUGGUUUAGGAAAAGGGGGCUCCCCAUGACUCUCGGUGAGCGAUUAUUGGUUGUCCUCCUCCCUUCAAAAAAGCACUCCCAUGGCUAUUCAAAUAAGGGUGCAGAGGCGGCAGAUAGUUUCUCCUACAUUAGUUGUAAUUGAUUGCUUAGCACUGUGAGGAUAGGGGAAUGAGUAUCUUUUUUGGGGAUUGAUGCAUUUGGAGUUCUGCACCAGUUAAUCUGUUAGUCUGGCGCAGGCUCCGCCACACAUACUACUAUUAUUUUUCAAAUUUUUUCCAAUACUGUAUUACACGAUGUACCAUUUAUAAUUUCUUUUCAAUGCCAUUUUUCACUCAAGUGCAAUAUUGGACUCUUAUUUUUCCAGGUUGUUAUAAUUUUUUUUUAUUAUAAAGGUGUAUUGUGGUUUCCCACAUUUUUUACUUUUUCUGUAUUUAUAUUGGUUUUGCCAGGUACACCUGGGACACCACCUUUUUCACGUAUUACAAUGACUUUUCACAUACUAGUGUUUAUUUAUUGUUUUGUUUUUGUUCACACUCUGCCCAGACUUUCUGUGGCUGUCCGUUCAGACUUCCCAGUGCAGCUCAAUGAGAAGUCUUUGCAAGGCAGGAGCUCUGGGCAAUUGCUGCCUCUCAAGUUUAGCCCCACUGAGCUAACCAAACCAGGAAGUAACAAGACUGGGUUUGUGCUUGAAAGCAAGGAAGGUGUAAGCAGGUUAAUUCCAAAUUGUCAAUUUCUAAUGAAAUCUGCACUUUUGUAAAAAAAAAAAAAAAAAAGAAAUUGGGACACACUCUUCAAACGUAAAGCUUUUCAGCAAUCUUUAGCUGUCUAGAAUGUCUCUUUAAUAAGUCAAAAAUUACAAUUAUUUCAAUCAUAAUAUUGAAUUGAAAAUAGACUUUUUUUUUUUUGUUUUUUUGUUGCAUAGGAGGAGUUACGAACGGAAGCUAGACGCAAAAACCUCUUGAUUCUUAUCAUGCAUUACUUAAUGCAAGAAGGGUAUGUAUUAUCCUCUUAUGUAUUUUAAAUGUUCCUUGUACUUUGCUUAGGAAUGUGUUGGCAAUAUAACUUUGCUUACUUUAACUUUUAAAUGAAACACGUUUUCUUUCAUUUUGAAGUAAGUUGUUUAAAGGCUUUACAAUAUAAUCCAAUAAAUUAACACACAAAUUGUAAAAUAAUAAUGGUGAAGGAAUAAUUUAUCUCCAGAAUAUUAAAUAUCAUAUAUGAAAAUAAAUAAUAUGUUCAUAUGAUAUUUUAAUUUGAUUUUCACGCUGUUCUUAAAUCUCCAGGUAUGUGGAUUCUGCGAAUACGCUGGAAAAUGAAACAAAAUUAGGCUUGAGGCGGUUUGAAGUUUGUGAUAACAUUGAUCUGGAAACUAUUUUGAUGGAAUAUGAAAGCUAUUAUUAUGUCAAAUUUCAGAAAUACCCUAAAAUCACAAAGAGAAUGUCUGAUCAAGGUAUGUUGCUUAGACACCAAUAUAGGAACUUAACCAGGAAUGACAACAGCCGAAUAUAUGGGGCUUCCGUAACUGCAGAUAUAAAGACUUAGAGAAACAAUUCCCAGGACCCAGUAUAAAUUAAUUAAAGCAAUACUUCAAGCACCAUAACCACUAUAUGCCCAGGGCACUCUUGGCACCAUAAACACUUCAGUUGGCUGUUCCUUUAAUUUGCCUUUUGUGGUGUAUUCCAGAAAUGUUUAUUUGCUGGUGCCACAAACCGUUUUCCAGUUUGUUCUCUAAACUAGGUAUUGUAGUGGAUUGACAAUAAAAUGCCAAUUAAAAUCAAAUAGCUGUUUUAGGGCCAAAUUUUAAAAUCACUUAUUCCUCCACAAUUCAGGUUUAGUAGAGUUACUUUUCUUGCAGUUGUCUGCAAAUGUCCUAGCACAUUUAAGGGACACCUGUUGUGUUUGGCACAUGUAUUCCCUCCCCCCUCUUUUUUUAUAAUCUUCAUCUAUACAUUGUGCUAGCAACUAUAUCAUCUAGAUAAGGAGAAUCAAAUGUAUUUAAAAAUGAAAUUCAACAUGGCAUCUGAGAAGAUAUAUAAGCAAAGUGAGCUGAAAUUCUAUAUUGAUACAAUAUAAAUACAUUGUAGUCUACAUUAGUGUAGCUUGAACAGUGCUAAAUAGAUAUCAUCUGCUUUCUGAAUACAAUAGUAAUACAUUCUCAAAUUACUGCACCCGUACGUCAUUCUACCGUCUAACCUCCAAUAUGUAAGUAUACCCGUUACUGUUACAUAAAAUGAAUACAGGUAUCAAAACAAUUAAUUAUAAAUACAUAUACUGUAGCUCAAAGUUUGUUAUUGACACUAUACAAGCAAGUACGUUUGAUUUUGAAAUACAUAUUUAAUAUUUGGCUUCUCAAUUAUGUUUCUCUCUUUUGUUUUUAAUUAGAUGGCAGAGUUGGAUCUACACCGCAAAGUGGAGGAAAACUGAGAAGGUAACUGCACUCUUCGAAAACAAGUAAACUUUUUUUUUUUGGUUUAAUUUUUCAUGCUGUGUUCUGAUUUAAACCUCAAAAUAGCAUUCCCUUUAAAUGAACAUGUCAGCCUGCUAAAUAAUCACCAGCUCUACUUUAAGAGGACAGAAAAGGCACAAGACCACUCGCCGUCAAUGUCCCUGUUUUGGUGUAUAUAAAAAUGUUUGACAUCUAAUUCUUUUGUCUCAUAGAACAGUCAGCAAUUCUUCCUAUGGUCUUCCACGUAUCGGCCAACAUCACACGACACAAAGACCUGUGUCCAGGUACAACUCUAGGACAACAGAGACUAUUAAACCACAAAACAGAGAGAAUGCUAAACAGGUAACUUUUACCUAAAGUGAAAAUGCUUACGGUUUUACAUAAUUUUGUAUAACUGGUCUCUGUAGCCCAUCAUAAGGUCCAGUUCAUGGAAUUCCAAUCUCUUGUGUUUUAGCUCAUCAGAGACUGAAGUUCUUGAUUGCAGAUGGCAUGGUGAAAAGUUAUAGGGAUUAUAAUGUAUGAUGUGCUGUAGAAUUCUAAAGAAUAUCAUGGAUGCUAAAUGUAUGAUGGAAAUAGUUAUAGGCAACACAUUAAUCUGAUUUUGGAUAGGCUAUAGUAUGGAGGGGAAUAACCUUAAUUUUGAGAUGAUGUCAGAGGAAAGAAUGUGUAUGGUUAUGUUUAAUAUAAUAAUGUCUUAAAGGACCACUGUAGGCACCCAGACCACUUCAGCUUAAUGAAGUGGUCUGGGUGCCAGGUCCAGAUAGGAUUAACCCUUUUUUUUAAUUUUUUAUAUAUAUACAUAGCAGUGUCAGAGAAACUGCUAUGUUUACACUGAGGGUUAAUCCAGCCUCUAAAGCCUCUAGUGGCUGUCUCAUUGAAAGUCACAGUGAGAAGAUGCCAGCGUCCAUAGGAAAGCAUUAUGAAUGCUUUCUUAUGAGAUUGGCUGAAUGCGCGGCUCCUGCCGCGCAUGCGCAUUCAGCCGAUGACGUCGCUAGGAAGAAGGAGAGGAGGAGGAGGAAAGCUCCUCACCCGGCGCUGGAGAAAGGUACGAUUUUAACCCCUUCCUCUCCCCACAGCCCGGCGGGAGGGGGACCCUGAGGAUGGGGGCCCUGUGAAGGCUAGGUGAAGCAUUGCUUUAAGGUAACUACCCUUUUAAGACAUUCAUAUCCAGGUGUAAUAGAGCAUCCACUGUUUUCUGGACAGUAAGACCUCCAGUUAAUAUUGUUGGCUAAGCUAUCCAAAUGAUUUAAUAUUUUUGGAUAAACUUAUUAAAAAAAAAAAAAAAAAAAAAAUUUCCAACAUAUUAAAUAUAAAAAAAAUGUAAAUAUUAUAAAAUUCAUAAUAUUAAAUCAUUUUAAAACUUUAUCCAAAAAUAUUAAAUCCUUUUGUAAAACUUAUCUAGCAAUAUUAAAUCCAGGUCUUAAUGUCUACCCAUAGAGCUCUACCAUAAAUGUAAUUGCACAUCUUACAGAUCCAUUCGAUAAGGAUUUUUUAUUUAUCCAGUGCUGUAGAAACAAUACAUGCUUUCAUAUUCUGUUUUAAUGGGGUGUUAUUUUAGCUAAAUAUAUUUAUUUGAAUACACCCAGUGAUUAACCAGCAAUGGAUCUGAUAAAAUGCCAACUGGAAAACCAUCAAAUAUAUUUCCAAUCUAAAUAUUUAAUCUCAUCCGCAUUACUUUAUGACAGUCAACAACGAUUAACUUCACUUGGUGGUACAUUUUAAUUAUGCAGCCUAUGCAUUCAUACAGGUUAGAUAUAAUGUGUCAUCUAGUAGCCUGUUAACAAUUAGGAGACUAAUACUGUGGAACUCCAUUCCGUAGAGUAGAAUGGAUACUCUGGAGUAACGUUUGGUAGCUUUUGAAGAGGUAAUUUAGAGUUACAUUCCGUAGUGCAGGAUAGAUGCGCUGGAGUUACGUUCAGUACAAUAGAAUGGCUGCCUUGAAGUUGCUUUCACUACAGUAGAGUGAUUGGCCUUGGAUUACAUUUAGUGCAGCAGAAUGAUAACAUACAUAAAGCUAAUUGUAGUGGCAGAGUACUUUCUCCUUUUCCCAAUGAAUCACACCUGCUGUUUCUAAAGCCGUUCACCAAUAACCAGAGAAAGUGAUUAGGGUUGUUCUGACGGUUCAAUCUACUAUUGAAAGCCAUUUGUUUUAUGUAAGUAUAUAAAUAGGAUGACAUGGAUGUACUCUGCAGAACGUUGGAGAAAGAACCGAGUUACUAGAAUUAAUAUGGGUAGAAGUAUCAGUGGGUUAAAUCAAUUAGCACAAUCAUAAUGUAAUCACUGUAAAUAAUGUAAAUAAUCACUCCUGUUCCAAUAAUUUAUUUCACCCAUUAAUAUUUGUUUCGAUAAAUUCUUUAUUUUACAGGCCAAUGGCAGCCAUAGCCCUGCAGAGAUCUCUGAAUAUGGUCUAAAUGUUUCAGCAGUAAACAAAAAUGGAGGAACAGAAGGUAGUCAUCCUCGAAGGGUCAGUGAUACUUAGGAAACUUUGGUUUCUCACCAAAUGGUAUCUCACCAGCGGUUAUGAAUGUCAAUUCCCAUGGUCUCACCCAACUUGUACCUACACUGUCUUCACUUGGCAUUGUGAGAGAUGUCAGGUGGAGAAUUAGAUGAUUGCAGAGCAUAUACUGCUUGCUAUUUGCUAUUCUAGUAAUUAAAGGGACACUGUAGUCACUAUAACCACUUUGUCUCUUUGAAUUGGUUAUAGUGCCUGGAGUGCCCUGGCACUGUCCCUCCAUUCAGUGUUGCACCAUGUUUUGUGCAGUAUGCUACAAAAUAAGAGUCCCUGGCCACCCACAGUCCGGCCCCUUCUGUAUGUGUAGCUAAGGCAGAGAUUACACACUUCCUUGUUGUCCUACCCAUUCAUACCGUCAGUUGGAACUCUGCCAGGUUAAAAGCAGUCAGCUGACACUCUCAGCCAAUCACUGCUGCCAAUUGCCUCUCAGGGUAAUACUUCCUUAUUAGCCAAAGCAGCACAGAGGGCAUGGACUGCCGUGGUCUCUUGUUUAGCAUUAAAAACUGUUUAAUGCUGAAAGAAAUGAUGGCACCAGGGGACUCCAUACACUAUAACCAGUUUUAUGAAGCAGAUACAGUGCCUACGGUGUCCCUUUAAACAUAUGCACUGUAGUACAUAAGUCUUUCUGGAGGUCAUGUAUAUUGAAAUACAAUACAAUCAUUGGCUUUUGUUAUAUAGUAGGUUUUUGACAUUGCAGUGUUCGUACCUGCCUACAGGUCAUGAUGGGUGUCUCUGGGACCUCCAUGUUUAAAACUGAAAUCCAAUUGUGGGUUCCCACUGCUUAGAUAGUGUUCUUAGGAUCCCCAGCUCUUUUUGACUUUAGGGUUAUCUAUGGUCUUAUUGGCUACUGUACAGCACAUGGGACCACUGACACGUGCCCUUUAGUGCUGAUCUCACAUUUGCUGUUUAGCAUGAUGUAGAUUUUGCCUGUGUGAGGAAUCCAUACAUCCUGCUUGUCAACUUUUACAUUGGGUUCUGGCCCUCCCAUUGUUCUCUGCUUGGCAUUAGUUUGUGGGACAUGUAGUACAGCAAUCAGCAGCAGUUACAUUCAUAAAUGAGAGCACACUAUGUGAACUAUGCAUUCUCAGUCCAUAAAACAGUGGUAAUAUAGAUAAUCUAUUUGCGUUAUAAGUGAUAGAGAGAAGAUAAGUAGGAGUGGGAGAGCUUCAUGCACCAUACAUUAUGGAAUAAACAUAGGUACUUAUUAUGUAUUAGUGUGUGAUAAUUCCCUUACAAAGAGGAACUGCGUGUGAUUUUUUUUUUCUCUAUAUUUUUAAUGUGUUGCAGUUACACCUGCAUUUAUUGGGCUAUACAUCAGUACUACAAAUUAUUGAUGGUUAUUUAAAAAAUUCUUCUAGUCUUACUUUAGUUGUGUUUAUUUUCUGCUGCCUGUAGUUCCCUUUAUGGUUAAUUUUUGUUUGCUUUUCCUUCUCUAUCCCUGCUCUCCGUUUGUGUGCUCCCCGUUGUGGUUUGAGCUGUCUUAUUUUCCACACUUGUGGGGCCACUAAUAGAAAAAAACGUACAUUGAAGUUACCUCAAAAUCUUGGGCCCAUAUGCUUCUAAAGUGUUCUCCACUAGGGGAACCCAAUUGGAGGGUGGACAGUCCCAAAAUGAUUUCUGUAUGGUAAAUUUCUUUAAAACGCCAUUCCUGGAAUUUGUAGCUUAAUUCCCACUGCCCCCUUAUUGAGUCCGUUCUGCAAAUGCCACUUUGUUUCGACAGAGUUCACCUAAUGAUCCCUAACCUGUCCUGUGGCUGUUAUAAACAAUUCUUCUGCAGAAUGUGAUUUUUAAAGUUAUUCAAUCAUUUCUUUAUAUUCAUCUUACUUUUAGGGCCAAAUAAUAGAUUUUCGUGGUAUGAUUCAAGAUGCAAUCAAAGGAGCGUCAAAUGAAAUAGCUUUGAAUAGUCUAAAUUCUAAUCCCGAUCCAUCGGUAAGUUGGAGAAUGCACAUGAUUUACAAUUACUACCAAAUCCCAUCCCUUGAAUUGGAUAGCAUUUUAAUUUAAAUAUGUGAUACUUUUCCCAAGAACCUCAAUAUUUUUAUUGGUUGUUUAAUUCUUCUUAUAUUGCUUCCAGGAACGUUUAAUUAAACCAGUGAGUGCAUUCAUCGGAGCAAACAGCGAGAUGCGGGAACUGGCUGCCGUCAUAAGUCGAGUAUGAUCCUCCAUUUUAUUCAAACCAAAUUAGAAACCUAUUUGAACUCUUACAUUGGAUAAGUCAGCUUGGAUGAGAGGAUUUUUAUUGUCCUUAUUUGUAAUUCAGUUUUAUACUUUUCAGCUUCUCAAUCAUAGAGUGUAGCACUUUCUUAUUUUUGAUACAUAUUACAAUAAAUAUAUGUAACCCUUCCAUGCUAUGAAGGUGUCUUUUUUAAUUUUAUUUUUUCCAGAUUCUUUUGUUUUAACUUGCAAAGCACCAUGGAAGUUGUAGUUCAGCUGGAGGUCAUCCGUAAACUUGUAUAUCAUAUAAAAUGCAAGAGUAAUUGAGUUAUAAUAGUAAAGUGGACCUGGCCUCACAUAUUGCAGGUAUAGAUCUGUACAUUGUGCUGACAAACUCACAAGUAAAUGUUUAGAUUCAAAAAUAUACUUGCCUGAAUGUUCCCUUCAAUCUUGGCAUGAAUGUGACCAUGAAGGCUAAAAAACAAAACAAAAUUCUAAAAUUGAUAUAAAAUAGAGAGAAUUGGCACUAAGAGUGCAGAAUGAAGGUUAUAAUAGCCUUGAUCUAUAAUCAAGGGGGUAACCCAAAAAAACAGAAUAAUCAGAAGGAAAUGAACAGGUAAGAAAACCCACGACAACCAAAAGGUCACCUGAGUACAUGAGGUAAGGCUACAAUAAUAUAAUCUUUAUUUAAGCCACAAUACAUGAAAGGACCUUACAUGGGAAUGGGGUAUAUUUAAUAAAUGCUUAUAAGUCUAUAAUAUACAGGAGGCUCAGAAAUAACUGAGCAUUCCUAAAUACAUAAGUAAGUACAGUACAAAAAAUGUGAAAAGGUAUAGUUGGGAAUAAACCCAUAUCCGAAGGCUUAAUGUCUGGACGGGGUAAUCGCCUCAGGAAACCUUAAGAACCCCAAUCCCUGCAACAACCUCUGCACACACCAAGGAGUAGUGCGCCUACAUAGAACUGAAAUAGGGUAUGGUAAAAAAAUGUUUAAGUGCUACCCAUAGUGAAAUUUAAAAGGAAAAACAAAGAAGCCCGAUGCAUGUUUUGGUGUAUGAGUACACCAUGGUUAGGGUAUGCUCUGUUAUUUCUGAGCCUCUUGACUGGAUGGCCCAUGUAUUCUAUAUAAGCAUUUAUUACAUAUACACCCAUCCCAUGUAUGGUCUUUUAAAAAAAUUUUUUUUUUUACCCAGUAAUUGGCAUGGAGGCUUCGUUGUGUGUGUGUGUGUGUGUGUGUGUGUGUGUGUGUAUAUACAUUUAGAUUAACAUCAUGGUUCAAUAGGGGACGCUGUUGAAUCUGAAUUCCAUUCUAAGCACGUAGGACAGUUUUGUACAUUUUAAAUGUAUUUAUGAUUCAAACACUAAAGGGCAGGUUGUGUGAGUUGAUUGGAUUAUGUUUUUUCUUAUAUUCAUUUGUUGCUUAAAGAUUUUUUUUUUUUAUUUUUUUUAUUCUUUUAGCCUUACCUUUUGGUUGUCAUGGGUUUUCUUGACUGUGUUUUUUUUUUUUUUUUGUCCUUUUGAUUGCAAAAAUGAUAUAACUCCAUUGAUACAAUUGCUAGCAAAUGCGCUAGCACAAUAUCUUCAUGUGAAAUAUUAGGAAGGAUGCAGUUUUGUAAAGUCACUCCCUGUUUUCGUUAUCCAUUGACCAUCAACAUUUACAAAAAAAGCUCCUGUAAAUGAAUGGGAACUGAGCUAAAUAUGUAAAAUAUAUAACACCACUAGUUUAGGUGUAGGCAUUUGCAUUAUCAAAAAGUAAUGAAACAAUACUAAUUUGUAGACGGUUGCACACUGCUUUUGUAAACGUUUGGAUUGAACUAGUUUUGUAUCAUUUUCCAGGACAUAUAUCUCCAGAAUCCCAACGUGAGAUGGGAUGAUAUCAUUGGUCUUGAUGCAGCCAAGAGACUGGUAAAAGAAGCAGUGGUCUAUCCUAUUAGGGUAAGAUCUUACAGCUUACAAAUAUUUUACUUUCCAUAUGCCAACAAAUUUAGUACUUUUAAUAUGUUUUUUUUAUUUAACAACAAGGUCUAUUCACCAUACCUGAAUUAUUAUUGUCAUUUAUAUUUAUAACACCAACGGAUUUCACAAAAUUAAGGACCGUUUAUAAAAAGGUUUACAACAUGUCAGUUUUACGGAAGGCUAUCCGGCUUUGGCUCAUAAACCCACAAUCUGAGGGAUAAGGCAUGGAUGAACGGCAAGGUAGAUGAGAAGUAGGCAGAUCUAACAUAUUUACCCUUUUUUAUUUUUCAUUAAUUCAUUGUUCACAGUGACUUUCUGUCUAACUUGUGGAGGAGACCGUUUAUCGAUUUGUAGUUUGUGAGUUCAAUUUGGUAGAACCUAAGUUACUUUAAUUGUUAAUGCUUACACAUGUUGUCUACAAGUGUGAUUUGGUAAAUAGGCCAACAGUUGUUAUAUGUAUACAUUGGAGAAGUAAUGGAAGAUCAAUAUAAGGUACCAUAAACAGUGGCACUAGAUUUAUACACAAUGCAGCUUUACCCUACAUUUUAUGAUAUAUUCCACUAGUGAUCAACCAAAGAAUAUUGUAUUCUUUUAUAUAACACCAACGUAUUUUGCAGCCUUUACAAUCAUAGAGAGGGCAUAUUUAGAGAUGAAGAAGGUCCUGCUCAAACAAGCUUACAAGAUAUGAAGUAGGCAGAUCGAUAUCGUUACUUGUUUUGGCCAAGGACCAUUACUGAUGAAGGUGUCUUAAAUUAGAUUUAAACUUGGAUUCCCAGUUCUAAAACAGUGAUAUCACCUCUGUUUUAACUAGCUGAUGUAUGAGAAUGAAAGCUGUACAAAGCAUAAUAAGAAAUAACUGGUAAUUUAACAUAACCUCACCAAAUCUAAACAUCAAAGGGGUGUUCUUGGCAAAUAGAGUAUAUGGUAAUUUCCUACUGAUUACUUACUUUGGCUAAAAGUCAUAUAUGCUCAUACACUGAUCAGCCACAAAAUUAACACCUUCUGCCUAAUGUAGGUCCCCUUGUGCUGCCAAAUGAGCUCUACUGUGUUGAAGCAUGGACUCCACUAGACCUAUGAACAUCUGCUGUUGUGUUUGAAACCAAGACAUUAGCAGCAGAUCUUUUAAGUCCUGCAAAGUGGGGACUCCAUGGAUCGGAUUUAUUGUUGCAGCACAUCCCACAGAUGCUCAAAUUGGAUUGACAUCUGGGGAAUCUGGAGGCCAAGGCAACUAUUUUUGAACACUUUUUUUGCAGUGUGGCAAGGUACAUCCACAUGAAUUACAGGACCCAAGGCUUCCCAGCAGAACAUUGCCCAGAGCAUAACCUCUGUCGGCCUGCCUUCUUCUCAUAGUUCAUUCUGCUUCCAUCUAUUCUCCAGGUGAAUGACACACAUGUACCCAGCCAUCCACCUGAUCUAAAAGAAAAUAUAACUGAUCAAACCAGACAAUCUUCUUUCAGUGAUGGUUGGUCCAGUUCUAAUGCUCAUGUCCCCAUUGAAGGCUCUUUCAGUGGUGGACAUCAUGGGCACUCUGACUGGUCUGUGACUGUGCAGCUCCACAAGAAGCAAACUGUGUUCUGACAUCUUUAUCAUGGCCAGCAUUACGUUUUUCAGCAAUUUGAGCUACAGUAGCUCUUCUGUGUGAUCAGACCAGACGGACUAGCAUUUGUGUCCUACGUGCAUCAAUGUGCCCCUUGGGCACCCAUGACCCUGACACCAGUCCACCGGUUGUCCUUCCUUGCACCACUAUUACGUAGGUACUAACCACUGCAUACCUGGAACAACCCACUUGCCGUUUUGGAGAUGCUCUUACCCAGUCAUCUACUCAUCACUAUUUGGCCCAUGGCAAAAUUAUUUAGAACUUUGCGCUUGGCCAGUUUUCCUGCUUACAACACAUGAAAUUCAAAAAAUGAUUGUUCACUUGCUGCCUAAUAUAUCCUACCCCUCGACAAGUGAGUUUUUUUUUUAUAUAUAUAUAUUUUUUUUUAUGUUGUGGAUGAUCAGUGUAUGGCUGUUUCUUUCUCCCCCCCACUCCCCCAAUGGAAUAGUUUAACCCCUUCAGGACGGGUGACGGACGAGGUCCGUCACAGAGGGGAGACCCUUAACGACGGGUGACGGACCUCGUCCGUCACGCGGUAAAAUUAACCCCGGAUCGCCGCUAUCGCGGCGAUCGCGGGGUUAAUGGUGCUCCCGGUAUGCCUCUGUAUUAGAGGCAUACCGGGAGCACCCGGUCAGGCUGCCCAGCACAUGUGCUCGCUCUGACCACAAGUCAGAGCGAGCACAUGUGCUCUGUAUACUCACCUACCGGCUCCCUGCACUUCCGGGUUCUGUGUGAAGUGCAGGGAGCCGGAUCAGUGAUGAUCCUGCCCCCUGCUGUUAAAAAAAUAAAGUUAAUUUAAAGUCCCCCCCCCUUACCCAUUUUAAUAAAAAAUUAACCCCUUCCCUGCCAAUUGAUCACUGACUACAGUGAUCAAUUGGCAGGGAUUACAUUUUACUAUGAUCUGAUUUUUUUUAUUUAACCCCUGAGGGUUAAUUUUUUUUUUUUUAACCCUCAGGGGUUAAAUUAAUUAAAUUAAUUAAUUAAAUUAUUUUUUAAUUAUAUAUUUAGCUAGCUGGGGUAGGUGGAAGUUAGUGGGGAAUUGGGGGAUUUGGCGUUAGGCUAACUAAAAAUUAAGCUUAAAAAAAUGUUUUAAUAACAUUUAAGUAAAAAAAAACAAAAAAAACACACUUUACCUAGUCCAAAUAAAAAUUAACCCCUUCCCUGCCAGUCGAUCACUGUCUACAGCGAUCAAAUAGAGAUCACAGUAUUAUACUGUGAUCUAAUUUUUUUUAACCCCUGAGGAUUAACUUUUAUUUAUUUUUUUAACCCUCAGGGGUUCAAUUUAUUUAAUUAAUUAAUUUAAAUAUUUUAUAACUAUAUAUUUUGCUAGCUGGGGUGGGUGGGAGUUAUGGGAAAAUGGGGAAUUUACUGUUAGUGCUGCGUACUGCUAGUUAGGGGUUAACGGUAAAAAAAAAAAGCUUAGAAAAAUGUUAAAUCUGUAAAAAAGUUUUAAGAAAGUUUAGGAAAGUUUAAAAAAAAUUUAUAAGCAAAACAAAAGUUUAAAAACUAGUUUUUAAAAGUAAAAAAGUUAUAAAAAGUAAAAAAAUACAUUUUAAAAACGCUCAUUACCACUACACCUGGAACAAACUAGAGAAAAAAUUAUCCCACGCCAAGGUUCAAAAUAUGCCUUCUGAAUUACCCCAGGGUGUAUUCUUUAAUAAAUAGUAUGUGUUUGUGGGGAAGCUUCAAUAACCAACCGUCUAAACUACUCCAAAUUGGAACAUGGACACAGCGUAAAACUUCAAAGUUAGAAAAAAACUGAAUGGCUGCGUCUCAAAUGCGCCCCUUCAGCAUCCACAUAUACCUGGCAAAGGUACAUACGGGGGUAUUGCUGUACUCAGCCGACAUAGCUGAGCAACAUAUGAAGUAUUAUACAGUCAUAGCACACAUAAGGUUUGCAAAAUAUGCUGCGCAAACUCACUUUGUAUGUCAAAAAGGCAGAAAAAAUGCUUAUUACCACUACACUUGGUACAAGCUAGCGGAAAAAUGAUCCCACGCUAAGGUUCAAAAUAUGCCUUUUGAAAUACCCUGGGAUGUCUUCUUUAAGAAAUGGUAUGGCUUUAUGGGGAAUUUGGAUUAUAUAGCCUGGUAAAAUACUCUAAAAUGGGACAUAGGCACAGCAUAAAAAUUCAAAGUUUGAAAAAAACUGGAAUGGCUGUGUCCCAAAUGUGCCCCUCUGAUGUCCACACAUACCUGGCAAAGGUACAUACGGGGGUAUUGCUGUACUCAGCCGACAUAGCUGAGCAACAUAUGAAGUAUUAUACAGUCGUAGCACACAUAAGGUUUGCAAAAUAUACUGUGCAAACUCACUUUGUAUGUCAAAAAGGCAGAAAAAACGCUUAUUACCACUACAUCUGGUACAAGCUAGCGGAAAAAUGAUCCCACGCUAAGGUUCAAACUAUACCUUUUGAAACACCCUGGGGUGUCUACUUUAAGAAAUGGUAGGCCUUUGUGGGGUAGUUUGAAUUUAAAACCUGCGAAGAUGCUUGGAAAUUGCACAUAGGCCCAGCGUCAAAAUUCAAAGUUUGGUAAAAACGGAUAUGGCUUGGUCUCCUAUAUGGCACUGUAGCUUCACAAAAUAGUGACAAAGACAUUCAUUGGGGGUGUAUUUUUACUCAAAAGACUUAGCUGAGCAUAAUUUGGGAGGUUUGAACUUAGUGGCACAUAUGAAAUAUACAAAACGCCCAGCAAAAAUGCAAUCCAUAUGUAAAAAAUGCACAAAAUAAUUUUUUUACCACAUACUUUGGCAUAUAUUGGUGAAAAAAUGGGGGUAUGUUAAGGCACAAUAUGCACCUUAUAAGAUACCCUGGAGUGUCUACUUUUACAAAUGGUAGGCCUUUGUGGGGGUUUUUUGAACAGUCAAACUGUUAUAAUACCCCAAAUGGAAGCUAAGGCUCAUUAAAUCCAUCUCUCAAAAUUCUACUGUGAAUACUGUAAAGGACAGGUCUCCUAUAUGGCACUGUAGCUUCACGAAAUAGUGCCAAAGACAUUCAUAUGGGGUGUCAUUUUACUCAGAAGACUUAGCUGAGCAUAAUUUGGGGGGUUUGAACUUAGUGGCACAUAUGAAAUAUACAAAACGCCCAGCAAAAAUGCAAUCCGUGGACCGGCAGGGGAUAUCCCGGUCCUCGUGGGGGAAGAAUACCCCCAAAGCGAGACAAGGCCAAGCAACAACACUAACAGGAAAACGAGGCUGUCGAGGCCCAAGCAAGAUGGCGCCACAAGCAUAACCCGUGACUAAAAGCCUCCCUGUUAAACCACCUGACUGCACGCUGGAAUUCUAUAACCGGCUCUGCACCGGUCUAUGGACCAAGUUCUGCACCAGGGGAUGGCUCUACAAGCAGGCGACAAAAGAAGCGGCUGCGUGGAUUCGCCCUGCCACUCGGUGCCAAAUGAGCAGAGACCCACCCCGAGCCCCCAGAGAGGCCCGCAGACGGAGACGAGGUGUAAGAUCAGGGCGGCAGGAAACGAAGACAUACCUGUCGGACACCAACACUAGCCCUCGUGCAAGCCAACACGGGACUCUAAAGUACGCCCGUCCCACUCACCGCUCCGCGACACCCAAAGCCCUCAACCAACGGAGUACAUCCCCGCUUCUACAGACUUCCGAUGAAAGCAGCGAGGACAAACGGCAUUCAGGGCGGGUGCGUACAGGGGACAGAACCGUAUGGAGAGCCUCCCUGGGAGAUGGAACCCCAUCAAACCACCCACCCUACCACCGUCCCCAACCCACAUGCCAAAUUCUCCGAGCCGGCAUCGGCUGACUGAGAUGGAUCUACCCAGAGAUAGACUGUGUCCCUGCAGGCCCAAAUGUAGAGACACUGCAAGAUUCCCUCACACAGUCUAUGUCAAAGUGCGAUUAUUAGUAGAUCCUGGGACUGCAGCUAUAAGGACUCUCUUCACCGCAGCUGAGCACGGUUCCUAAUUAAUACAUAUGUUUUGCAUGCCCUGCUUUGUUGUUCCACGGAGCUCUGUUUUGACUAACCGCUGUCCCAUUUCGGCAGUCUUAUACAUGCAUUGCCAGUUUCUUAGAGAGGGGAAAGUACUUUAUUGUUAUUACUAAUUUGACACUCCAGUGUACUACCCCGCUCACACUUAACUCCUUUAUCAGCUUGUCCCCAUCUCAAAUGUGUUUAAUUUUGUUAUUCUUCCUUGUAUCUUGAUAACUAGCAUGUACAGCAUCUAAUAAGCCGCAGCUCAGAUAGCUUGUUACUCACUAAUCUCAUAACGACAUACCAGCCAGCCGAACAACCUACUUGUUUAUUAAUUGUUUAUUGUAAACGCGCAAGUCACACCAGCAAGUUUUAAACCACACACUCGCAUACCUACUCAUGUCUAUACAACCCACAUCAACCAUGUCUUAAGUUUCGCUAUAUACCCUAGACAUCUUUGAAUACCAUGUGACCUAGCUGCUACUACAAAAAGAAAAAUGUGUGCAGUGACCUACUAUGCCCUAUAUGUGUUCAUUUAUGUAUUUGCCAAUCUUGUACUUGCUGUUGGGGCAACGCAAGCGCCUGUAUCAUUUGUUUGCACCACAAAAAUAAAGAAUUAAAAAAAAAAAAAAUGCAAUCCGUAUGUAAAAAAUGCACAAAAUUAUUUUUUACCACAUACUUUGGCAUAUAUUGGUGAAAAAAUGGGGGCAUGUUAAGGCACAAUAUGCACCUUAUAAGAUACCCUGGAGUGUCUACUUUUACAAAUGGUAGGCCUUUGUGGGGUUUUUUUGAACAGUCAAACUGUUAUAAUACCCCAAAUGGAAGCUAAGGCUCAUUAAAUCCAUCUCUCAAAAUUCUACUGUGAAUACUGAAAAGGACAGGUAUCCUGUAUGGCACUGUAACUUCACGAAAUAGUGCAAAAGACAUACAAUGGGGUGUCAUUUUACUCAGCAGAUGUAACUGAACACAAAAUAAAACUUUGUACAGGAAUAGCACACACCAACUUUACAAAAUAUACACGAGAAUUUCUCUGUUAUAAGUUUGUGUGCCAAAAACCAAAAAGAACACAAUUUUACUCCAAUAUUUAGCAGAGGUUGGCGGUGAAAUGGCUACGUAGAAAGUGUCAAAACAACCUUAGGUAAAUAGCCCGUGAUGUCUACUUUAUAUAAAUAUAUACUUUUGUGUGGCAAUUUUGUUUUCUUUUAUGGCUAUUAAGCUUACAAGACAAACAUACCAAAUUCUAAAAUCGCUCCACAUUAAAAGUUUAUUUUACUCCUUGUGCUUUGUGACCUGUAACUACCAAAAAAAAACUUAAAAUCCCAGACACAUUAUAUAUUCUGUAAAUCAGAACAAAUAAAUUUAUUUUUAAUUACUUUCCUUAACCUGCACUAAUUAUGCACACAUUAUUAUUGCAAAAACUGUAAAAAAAAACAAUAUUUUUAAUUUUUUUUGCAUUUUUCUGUAUUUUUUUUAUAAUAAGUAAGCAUUUAUAUAUAUAUAUAUAUAUAUAUAUAUAUAUAUAUAUAUAUAUAUAUAUAUAUAUAUAUAUAUAUAUAUAUAUAUAUAUAUAUAUAUAUAUGUUAUAUCAAAUUAAAGCCCUUUCUGUCCUUUAAAAAACAGUAUAUAAUAUGUGUCGGUGCAAUAAAUGAGAGAGAUGCAAAUUGCAGUUGAACGCAAACAGCAAGAAAAUGCAAAAAUUGCUUGUGUCAUUAAGCGUAAGUCAAGCUUCUGAAGCUGUGUCCUUAAGGGGUUAAUAUACUUCCGAUUUAUUUAUUUAUUUUUUUAUUUAUUUGAUAGUUACCCGUUUUCUUCCUUCUAUAGUAAUUAAUUACAAAAUGUUUUUGUUUUUUUCCCACGUAUCUGUAUGAUAGAGGUGCCACAAUGGUGGAGAUUUACAAAGUUUCCUUUGUCGGGAAGGUGGGGCAAAAUUCUAAAAAUAAAGAGUAUGGUGAUAGUUCUGAUUUUAGACGUUUGCCCCACUUUUAUUUUAUAUAUCUACAGUAAUUAGGAUUUUCAAUUAGAUGACUUCACUUUCUGUUGAGAAAAAUAAGAAUACAGACCUCUCCAUUGACUUGGGGGUUGCUACUCAUGAUGUGUAUCCUAAUGUUAAACAAUGGCUACAGUUAUUCAUUCAGUUCUACAAUACUCAUGGAUUUUACAUUUGCCUCAAUGGAAUUAAAGGAUAACUCAUUAUUUUUUUAAAUAUCUUAAUAUAAUCUAUAUGUUUAAAAAUGUCAACAUACAUGAAUAAAUGAAAACAAAUAAAAAAUAUAUAAUUUAUUUUAAAGAAAUCACUUUCUGCCUCUCCCACUCCCCCUUUCUGACUGCCAUCUUUAAGCACCUUGUGUCAGAUUGUCCGUAAUCCCAGUGAGAACCCACUGUUUUGCAGCAGUCUGUUCUACAUAAUGAUUUCAAUAUACAUGAAUUAAAAAAAGUAUUAGAUGGAAAAUUAGAACAUAUGGAUUGCAUUUGUUUUACCAGUAGUUAUCCUUUAACACUUCUCAACCCAGCUAUGUAUUUUAAUAUAACAGAAAGAUGACUUGACAGCCAAUAGGAACCUGCUGGCAAAUCCAAGUUGGCCGUUUUCCUCAUUAUAAAGCUGCUGACGUGAUAUUUUUGAUCUUGGCUCAAUGAAUUUUUUUUAUUUUGAUAUGUUUUCUCCUAUUACUAUCACUGGAAAGUCAUUCCACUCCUCUAUCCCCAUCUCCAAAAUACCCAUUAUUGCUAUUUUAUUUUUUAUUUUUUGUCCAUUUGCUUUUUUUUUUUUUUUAUCAAACAGUUCAGGAGGAAGAUUUUCAUAAAUGAGCCAGUGAAGUAUACAUUGCAUUGUGUAAAAAUUAUUAAUUUGAUACAUCUCCCCAACAGUACCCACAGCUGUUCACUGGAAUCCUCUCUCCUUGGAAAGGACUGUUACUGUAUGGACCUCCAGGUAAGUGUCCUUGCUACUGUUUGGCUGUUGUUCUGUUAUCUCAAUAUGACAUUUAGCUUCUUUGUUUGCUGGAAGAGUUUUGAUUAAACGUUUGAGAUGGUGCCUCUUACCACUGAUAAUUUAAUAGGUUACUUUAACCUUUAGUGGGGGUGGGGGGGAUCCCCUUGAAUUUAGCGCUGGGCAAAGCUCCUGAGUUAUGCUCUCCCUGCCACAUCACGGGUGAUAGAGAAUCCUGUGAUUAUACCUACUGCUGGCUCAGAGCUCAUGUGUGUGCUCUGGGCCAGUGAGGGAGGGAUUUUUUUUUUUUUUUUUUUUUAUAACUGAGGGAGGCGGGAGGGCGAGAGAGUAAAUCUAUCUUAAAGAUUUUUACAUCUGUUGUCAGCGAGCAGUGCAAACUGACAACAGAUGUAAACUAUGCACAGAAUUCACAUUAGGUAGCCAGGAGUCCUGUGUGCAACUAGCCCCCAGCACACAAGUGCAAAUAACACAGUAUGUGCAGGGCAUCAAGCUGAAACAGUGUAUACUCCUACCAUGAUCACUUCAAAUCACUGCAGGUGGUCAUGGUAGUUGGAGAGUUAGAAAGGCAGUCUGCUCUCAUUUUCUCUCUUUCCUUCUUUAUCAAAUCCGCUUUCUUGCCAUGGUAAAGUAGAUAUGUGACGUGAAGGGGAUUAUGGGAUUUUAUUUUUUAUUUUUUUUCAUGCUCUGUAAAGAUUUAUAUAGUAUGGCAGUAAGUGGAGACUUUCAGUCUGUUUAGAGAGUUAUAUUACAUGUAGUGAUGUAGUCCGCUUCAUGCUGUUGCUGUGUAUUCAUCUUCUGCAAAGAUUUUAAUUGGCCUUCCUCAUUGAUGGAGCUUAAUGUAGGCAUCGGAAAGAUUAACUUCAGAAAUAGUUAGUUUCUCUCACUGGAGCAUGCUAUGCACGACUCAUCCUCUAUGACUCUGUGCUCUCACUGUUGACACAAUCUGGGGUCUCUUUUUCCCUCAGUGAGCAGGUAUUCCUCCAAUCUCACACCUCUGUUACUAAACAAAUCGGAAUGACUGUAAUCCCAAGACACACUUAGCAACUAUUCGUUCCCUAAAAUAGAUUCUCCUUUAUUCCCCACAUAUGGGUCAAAAUCAUCAACAUACAGUAUAGAAGGCUCCUAUUAAAUGGGCCAGUAGCAGUCAGUAUCAGUGGGGUAUUUAGUCCAAUUGGUUCAGCCAUUUACCAAGACACAAAGUAACAAGAGUUACUUAAUAUUCUGCUACCAAGAGGAAAAAACAACAAUUUCAAGUAAUCCCUAUUAAAUAUCCAUAAAGGAUAAAUUAAUGAAAAUGAGUUUAGAAAACAAACUUUGUGUAUUGAGAUCAGCCCUGCUUUUAGGUACCAUGAAAAUGACAUGUUCAAUGAAGAAAAAUGCUCACACUGGACUUGCAACACCUCAAACUUCUUUUGAAUUAAAUUCAUUUAACUCUGAUCUUUGCUCUUCCCACCCAUGGUCCACGAAACCCAAUAAAAUAUAUAUAAAAAAAAACUAGUAAUAUUAAUGCAAAUAUAAAUCUUACAUCUGACCUGUAUUGACUUCACAUGUCCUUAACAAUCAUGCAAUAACUAUUCCACACUAAACUCUUGAGUCCAUAGCCCAUGGUGGUAGCGUAAAAAUUCUGUGUAUAAUACAACGCACGCUAUAUGUAAGAUCUUGGCAUACAGUUAAGCCAACGACAACUACUUCAGAGGCAGUCUUAGCACUGCUAUAUAAACAGUGCAAUAUCUCUAAAAUGUCAAUGUUUUAUAUAGCAGAGCUAAUGGGGGCAUUGGAUCCAGACCACUUCAAUGCGAUGAAGUGAUCUGGGUGCCUGUUGUGUCUCUUUAAGGACACCAUUCACCCCCAGAUGUGUACCUGACAUAGUACCAAUCACACAUCUCCUCCUGAGUCUAUCCUCCAUGACUGAUCAUGGAAGUGUGCAUGUGCAGUAUGAUACUUUUUAUACUAUCCAGUUGGGGAUGCUAUUGCAGUGACUGAAUACUUGGAUAAUAUCUUUAGAGGUAGAUGUUCGUAGUGGUAGACUGCCUGACAUGGGCCUGAGGUUGGAAACCAGUUUGAAUUUUUUUUGGCAGCAAAUAUCUGCCAGCUGUUCGUCAUAAUAAUAAUAUCUUACAUGUAAUAUUGUAAUACUAGAAUCCAGUUCAUAGACUUGGAUUAAAUACUGGAACUUUGUCAUCCGAGCCUGGUUGUCCACUUUUCUCUGUCAUACACUGUUUGCAUGCUGUUUGGAGUUUUAAAGUGACAGUAACGAAUUUAAAGGAACUGACUUUAAAUUAAACAGAGUACUGCCUCUCUUUAACCCCUAAGUCUUCACACUGUUGGUAGCUUUUCCAGGUAACCCAUAGAUGAUCAUUUCUUACUAUAGGUUCCACAUUCUCAUCAAACGUGCUAUUUCCAGUGAGUUUCACAUCUGUUUCUGAGUUCUGUCCUGCUGUACAUUUUAGUAAAUGAGGCUAUUCCGUAAAAUCGCAGGUACAUAUUGUUCUACACAUGCUAAGCUAGUGCAACCUAUUUCUUGCUGCAUCUGUAGAUUAGGUCAAGUAGGACCUAUAGGGCAGAUGUAAUUCGCUCAGAAUUGAGUCAUCAAGAGGUUUUAAAGUGUAAAUUGUUUUAUAUACUCGGUGAUAUGUGGUUAACACCUAUUCUUGUGUUUAUGGUUAUUGACAGGUACUGGUAAAACAUUGCUGGCAAAGGCUGUGGCCACAGAAUGCAACACAACCUUCUUCAAUAUUUCAGCUUCUACCAUUGUCAGCAAAUGGAGAGGAGAUUCUGAGAAGCUGGUGCGGGUAUGACAAUAUCUUCCAUCAUAACUUAAGGGGUUAAUCAGACCCAGGGGGUAUUAAGGCCAGGGGAUAAUACUAAAGGUCCAAUGCCUAAUAAGACAAGUGGUGAUUUCCUGUACAUAGGAUGUGUCCAAGGUGAGUACAAUCACCUUGUCAAUGCAUCAUUUGUUUAAUAUAAAUAACCACCACUAACUUCCAUCUGUCGCCUACUCAUUCCCCAAAUCUAAGGAAGAAAUCUACAAUUCUUAUCUACCCUCACCUCUAGAAUAAUAAAUGUAAUCAUUCAUAGUAAUCCUGAUUGUCUAACGAUGUCACUGAACGCAAACAAGUCGUCGUCUUCUGCCCAUUGUAACAAACCUCAUUAAUAAAAGCUCCAAAUUAAGUAAAAAAACAAAGCAAAAACUGCAGCUCCUUUGGUUUAGUGAUAAAAACAGGGCUCUCCUCAAAAGAGGCUGUAUUGCACUCCUACAUCAUACAUCGGAACCUCCUUCAUUGCACUUUUUUUUUUCUUCUAGCCAAUCACAAUGCAGCAAUAGGUAUUUGCUGACUCUAUAUAAGAGUAGAUAUAUUGAUCUCACCCUUAACUUAGCUACCAGCCAACCCACCACUACCUCUACCCACACUUGAAAUUAUUUUAUUCUUCCUAUACAAAUAGAUAUUUCCAUUAAAGCAAAUCCUUUUAUAUGUAAAAGCCAAGCAUGUUGAAAUGAAAGUAACUAUCACAUGCUCAUUGGCUAACCUGUUAUUGUAUAUCAUUUUUGCAGUACCCUGUCUUUGAGAUGCAUUUUUUAUUAAUUUGACUCCAUAAUGUAGAUGUUAGAGAGCUGAGCACAGUUAUUGAUGCCUUUUAACUGGACCAAUAUAGUCUCCUGGAAAUUAGAAAAAGGGAUUCAUUUUUUAGUUUUUUUUUUUUUUUUUUUGACAGGUACUCUUUGAACUUGCCAGAUACCAUGCCCCGUCCACGAUUUUCUUGGAUGAACUGGAAUCUGUGAUGAGCCAGAGAGGGACAGGUCCUGGGUAAGCUUGGCCAAAUCUGUGGUUUUAUUUUAUAUUUAAUAUUUAAUAUUUGAUGUUUUAAAUUUUUUUGUGUUUUGUUUUUUUGCAAUAUGAACAGGUUAAGCUAGCCGACUUCAUCUUCUUAAAAUAUUUGUAGAUCAAGGACAUUUUGAAAUCACUUCUAAUGUUUUUAUAAGUUUACAAACAUACAUAUCUAGCCUUUCUAAUGCUUUUGAAUUGUCCAUUCCCCAGUCAUGUGGUCAAACGUCUCCUCCUGCAAUUGUAUUUUUUCUUAAAAGCUGAUUGAUAACAAGGGUUUUCUUGUCCCCACUCCUUGUGUGGUUAAUGUAAGCAGCUGGCCAGCUUGCCUAUGCUAGUGGCUCUAUUUCAACCUUUUGCAUCACAUUUUAAAGAAUGAUCGGCAAUAGAGCAAUAUGAUUGGCUAUAACAAUUCACUGACGUUUAGCGUGUCUGAUUGGCUUUAGUUCAGUGUCCAAUUCAUACUACAGGAAAUCAGUCGGGAGUGGACACAGAACUCAAAAUUCAAGAACAUCCAAAUAAUUUGCCUUGCUGUCCAUAGGGAAAACAAUUGGCAAUAAUGAUUCUUUACUAGUGCAUGCUUCUUUCUAAGAUGUCAAAUACUGAAGGCUAUUUAUCUAUUUAGUUUCUCAUUAGGUUUUUAAUCCGUAUUAUGUAACUGCCUACAUCAACCAUAACCACUGGCAGUGAUGUAAAAAAACAAAACAUUUCUCUAUAUCCCGGUAGAGGUGAACAUGAAGGAAGUCGGCGGAUGAAGACUGAAUUACUGGUACAGAUGGAUGGCUUGUCUCGAUCUGAUGAUCUUGUAUUUGUUUUAGCCGCAUCCAAUCUGCCAUGGUAAGAGAUCAAGACUGCGCUUUGUGACUACAUGUCUAUGAUCCUCUAAGCACAGAUAAAGAUUUUAUUUAGAACACAGGAGAAAUGGCCUUCAUUUCGGGUUAAAUUGUUUAAAGAUUAAUUGUGAACUCUCUACUUUUGAGAGCUUGGGUUCUUUAUUUUUUUUUCUCUCCUCACAGUCAUGAAAAUAAUCUUUCAUAAACACAAAGCUACCAUAUGCUAAUAUUUAAAAUGUACUCUGAGUUUUAUACCCAAGUUAUUUACUAUGGUUUAGCUAAGAAGGAUUUGAACUUUCAAGUAUCGAGUGCUUAAAGCUCCCACUGCUUGUACAUACAGUGAUGCUGCCGUGUGCUGUAAUCUGAUUUAAGUGUAAGUGUGCAUGUGAGAAAGAUGGCUGAUCUUCUACUGCUGCGGAUAAGAACUGAUUUGCUCUCUGACCUCGCUGAUCUCUCUCUAAUCUUUCGUGGUAUGAAUAGGACUUACAAAAGAAAGCAUAAUGCAAAGUGUUUAAAAGUCCUUUUACAUUGCAAGCCCAAGUGAUCAGGGCUUUCCACACAUCUGUUUCUCUGUGUUUAAUUCAUCUUAACCCCCUCUUUGCCAAAGCCAUAAUAGUGAAAUUGUUUCAAUGUGUUUUAGUCCACUUUAACCAUUUGUAUGUUAAAUAUUAAGUUCAUCUGUUCGAUGCUACAGAAAUGAGCAUUGCAAUUUCCGAAUUUCUGACCUGAAUGACUCACUGUUAAUAAGAAAUGUUUUCUGUAUUAGGGAGCUAGACUAUGCCAUGCUAAGGCGUCUAGAGAAGCGGAUCCUGGUGGAUCUUCCCAGCAAGGAAGCAAGACAGGUGAUGAUCCAGCACUGGCUGCCUCCGGUCAGUAACUCUGGAGGAGUAGAACUGAGAACUAACCUGGAUUACAAUGUACUGGGAGAGGUAAGUGCAUCAUUUUAUGCUGUCACAAAUCAGCAUCAGUGGUGUAAUACAUUGGGCCCCACAGAUUACAAAUGCAUUAUUGCCAAAAGUGUUACAUUUUAAGAGGCUGUUUCAACUUCGGUCCCUGUCUCACCUUCUGGGUAGCAGCACAAUCACAAGAAUUCCAGGGCAUACUCGUCCAUUUAUGAUAAUUUCAGCACACACAGCAACCUUCUAGCAGUACGAAUUGCUGGGAUACUUUGCACUGUGUAGUCCACUCUGCUGCCUCAUUCCUUCAGAUUCCAGUUGGCACUGCCCUCAGGAGCGACAGAUACGUGAAUGAGCCAGGGAGCCCGCAGAGGAUGCAGGUUGCUGAAAUGUAACUGCUUUGACUGCCUCCAGUUACUAUAUAAUCUAAAAGUACCUGGCCUUGGAGCCCUCUCAUGUCAGUUGUCCUUAACACUAUAAUAUGAGACCUAUUCACCCACUAAUAUCAGGACAGGCGACAACCUCAGUGCUCAAUCCAAUACCUUUUAAAUAUCGAAUGUUAAAUGUGGAAUGUUUCAUUCUUGUGAUCACGCCAAUAGGAAUAUGACAAAAUGCAGCUUGCCUCAUAGAAUUUUUUAUUUUUUAUCAGGAGACUGAUGGUUACUCUGGAUCUGACAUUAAAUUGGUUUGUAAAGAAGCCGCAAUGAGACCGGUGAGAAAAAUCUUUGAUGCGCUUGAAAAUCACCAGCCAGGUAUUUAUGACACUUACUUCUGUGUAAAAUUAGAGCCGUAAACUCUAAAAAUUGCACUGUGUUGUCCCAUAUGUUACACAGUUCUGUGUUGUAUUAACUAAUUAAGGAGUUGUGGUGAGCCAGCAACUAACCUGCAAAAUGCAGAAUUAUAUAGCCAAGCUGGGUGAACAAAUAAAAUAUUCAACUCUGCUGAAUCGGGAAAUACGUAAUAAAGUUAUGUCAACAUUCUGAGUUUAUAAAUAUGUUCUCACUUCAACAAAAUUGACCUGGGCAACCUGGGUGCCCUGUUUGAUUGCUUAAUAGAGGUCUCCCAGUGAGUUUCCUAAAUCAUAAAUUCAGUCUCUUGAAAAUAAUCUUGUGCAUAAAUGGUGAGUUCUGAGUCUCCUGCAGGGUGGAGCACGUUUUGUAGAUUAUGUAGAAGCACACCCUUUGUCCGUUGAACUGAACCUACUCCUUUAAAAUUUCUAAGACCCUCCAGUGCUGGUAGUGGAUCACGGAGUUAUAGCUUGUCAACUACGGAGACCUAGGUAUCUGAUAACUCACUCGUAAAAUUUAGGGUAGAAACAAUAGCAGAGUCUGAAAAACAGAGCAUUGUUCCAACUAUGCUAUUAUAAUUAAAUGGUCUUGCAUAGCAAGACCACUUACUGUUAUUUCACAUAUAUAUUAUUAUUCUAGCCACUAAACAUGUCCACGGCUAAGCCAUAGUCCUGAUAGUUUUCACAAUAUGACCAUUUGUUUGCAACUCACGCAGUCCAUUGACAUUCAUUGAAACUCCACUCUAGCCAGCUCAAAUUUGAAGUGCAAUUUCUAAACUGUGACUGUGCCUUCAUUUUUAAUAUUUCAGAGACAUACUAUGCAUCAAAAUGUAGGGUUGGAGCAGCAAGUGAUGUCAUAGACAGGGCCUUUUGUACACCUGCUAAUGUUUUUAUAAAUGUAUGUUUUAAUGUAACUGUGAAGCACUUUGGGCACCAACAUUGCAAUUAAAUGUGCUAUAUAAAUAAAUAAAAGUUGAAAUGCAUUUCUCACUCUACCAAUAUCAGCAAUAUCGGUAUCUUUAGUGGCUGAUACCGAUAUUGCCGAAAAUACAGAAUAUCGGCCGAUUUCAGUAAAACCGAUAAUUGCUCGAUCCCUAGUUGUAAACUACUGGUGGAGGCAAGAACACUUCACACAAUUUCCCCAGAAAUUGUAGCUUUUCUAGUCUUACAUUUACCACUGCAUCACAAGAAUAAAAUUAGACCAAUUUACUCACUAGAAAUUCAGAAACAAAUUUAAAGUGUAGGGCCAACAUGGAACAAAAAAAAAAAAAAAAACCCUUUAUAGAACCGGCAUCCGCCACAAAGUCUAUUUCACCAAGCCCAGUGAGUUAAAACAAUUUUGUUAUUCUCCUACUUGUAGGCUUGUUAAGUAUUUUCAGUGAUAGAACACAGUAAAAUAUCUCCAAUAAUAUAACGCUCCGUUUAAAAUAUCUCCAGCAAUAUAACACCUGGUACAGAUAACAUAGAAGCACUGUGUACGCGUUGCAAAUUUACUAAACAUUUCCGGUUGUGUUUCACUUUCAAUCCUUCAUUUCUUCUUUUAGGUAAAAAAGAUUUGCCAGUUAUACACUUGGAUACAGUCACUACAUCUGACUUCCUGGAAGUUAUAGCCCACACCAAGCCUUCUGCAAAGAACUUAACCCAAAAAUACACAGCCUGGCAAAAGGAGUUUGAAUCUGUGUGAGGCCUUGUUACUAAACCUUGAAACCAUAAUGAAUCAACUGCCUCUUACAAAACGUCUACUGGCGCCUGGACACUUCUAACUGAAGAUAAUAUCAUGCUGUAUGGAAAUAAUAUUAAAAACAAACAAACCAGUGUUUAGAUUGUGACAUGCUCGGUAUGAUUAUUUAUUCACUGGAAAAAACGACAACUUAAAUUAAUAAAAUUUUUAUAUAUUUUUUUUCAUAAGAAUUGCCUGGUAAAUAGAAAAAGAAUUUAAAACCAGUCCCAAUCUCCAGAUGUGGAUCCUGUGCCCACUGUGGGUAUCCACUACAACUCACUGAUGAGGCUUAGAGAAGGUUGAAACGAUGGUCUGAGGUUGCUGUGUCUCCAGGUCAUAGAAAACUUGCGGGCAUUUUGGUUCUGGAGUGCCUUUAUGGGUAGGGUCACCCUGAUCUGCAAAUGGUAUAGGUUCUCUUUGUAAUAGCACAAGUGAGCAAAAAUAUCCCCUGAGCAGGGAUUUCAAAAGGGCAAACUAUUUUCUCUUAGCUUUUGUCCGUUCUGAGACUGAUGUUCUGUUUUUGUUGCAGUCCCAAUCUCCUCCUUUUUUCUGGAAAGCAGUGUCUGCCCUAAACCAAUGCCAUAGAAACAACAAACUCAAAUGCAAACUGUUAAUUUAUCUCACUUUACCUUUUAUUCAUGUACUGUGUCACAUCACCAAUGCAUUACAGCUCUGCCCCCCCAAACAUUCUUCAAAUCAAAAUGUGUAAUUUUUUUUAUUUUUUUUUAAACAUAGCAGUUCAAUCAGCCUGUUCCCUUACUAAUUUAGCAAUCGGUAUACUAUGAGGAGUCCAAUAAAUACUAGAAUAAACUGAAUCUGUAGUCCAUGAGGUUAUUGGAUGUUUAAAGCAGGUCAUUUAGUAUAUGAUCUACAGCUUGAGGAAAGCUUUCACAUGUCCGGUAGGGACCGGGCUGAAUUUUAUCUUCAUCUCCUGGCCUGUAUUUUCCUGUUUUGACAAUGAAGAAAAAGGGAAAUUAGUUGGUUUUUAUCAUC
Pelobates cultripes (western spadefoot toad) is the source of this 33618-nucleotide messenger RNA. The record is from the annotation of a GenBank genome assembly. NCBI's taxonomy places the organism in Eukaryota, Metazoa, Chordata, Amphibia, Anura, Pelobatidae.